Molecule: messenger RNA, 2259 nt
Organism: Asparagus officinalis (garden asparagus)
Lineage: Eukaryota; Viridiplantae; Streptophyta; Magnoliopsida; Asparagales; Asparagaceae
Product: DUF21 domain-containing protein At1g55930, chloroplastic-like
Exons: 14
Coding region: 88-1686 (532 amino acids)
Molecular function (GO): flavin adenine dinucleotide binding
Source: RefSeq, a predicted model, not a curated record
GCCGCGGGGUGCCAAAGAGCGCGUGGCGGCCAUGAAAGCAGCGCCGCCGUCGGGGUUCUAGCGCUGAAGGGACGGGUGGCGGCGCUCAUGGGGCCGAAGCUGAUUCAGGUCCUCCAUGUGCUCAAGGACCAGGGCUUGAUUCUUGCUGGGCUGUUGGGCCUCUCCGCCUUCUUCUCUAUGGCCGAGACCGCCAUCACUACUCUCUGGCCUUGGAAGGUUCGCGAGUUAGCUGAAAAAGAGCCCGAGAAUGGUGUCUUUCGAAUGCUUAGUAAUGACGUGACUCGGUUCCUGACCACCAUUCUUAUUGGCACGACUGUUGUCAACAUUGCUGCAACCGCACUUGUCACAGAAGCAGCCACUGCAAUUUUUGGCGAAGCUGGAGUUAGUGCAGCUACAGGAGUUAUGACUGUUGCUGUUCUGUUGCUUACAGAAAUCACACCAAAAAGCAUAGCUGUUCACAAUGCCACUGAAGUUGCUCGAAUUGUUGCACGGCCAGUUGCAUGGCUUUCCUUAAUCUUAUAUCCUGUUGGCCGUGUUGUCACUUUUCUUUCGAUGGGAAUGCUGAAGAUGCUUGGUCUAAAAGGCAGAAGUGAACCGUAUGUUACUGAGGAAGAACUGAAGUUGAUGUUGCGUGGAGCUGAAUUGAGUGGGGCAAUAGAAGAAGAAGAGCAGGACAUGAUUGAAAAUGUGCUGGAGAUAAAAGACACCCAUGUCAGGGAAGUCAUGACCCCUCUGGUAGAUGUAGUUGCUAUUGGUGCCAGCGCAACUCUUAUUGACUUCCAGAAGUCAUGGGAAACUCAUCAGUACUCGAGAGUACCUGUGUUUGAGGAACGUGUUGAUAACAUCAUGGGAAUCGCUUAUGCAAUGGACAUGCUUGAACACGUUGGAAAGGUUGAGAAGCUUAAAGAAGCUACCGUGAAAGAAAUUGCUCAUCCCACAUACUUCGUGCCUGAUUCAAUGUCUGUGUGGAACCUGCUGAGAGAAUUCCGCAUAAGGAAGGUUCACAUGGCUGUCGUUCUUAAUGAAUAUGGUGGAACUGUUGGAAUUGUGACUUUGGAAGAUGUUGUUGAAGAAAUUGUUGGCGAAAUUUUUGAUGAAAAUGAUUCGAAGGAGGAGAUCCAGAAGAAAACUGGAUAUAUUAUUAUGCAAGAAGAUGGAACAUUUGAUGUGGAUGCAAAUACGUCAAUAGACCAACUUUCUGAAGAACUGGAUGUCAAAAUACCGGAGGGUCAUCAGUAUGAAACUGUAUCUGGUUUCAUCUGUGAGACAUUUGGAUACAUACCAGAAGAAGGUGCUAAGAUGGUCGUGCUACUUGAAAGGGAAAAUCAGGAAGAGAAUAAUGAGUAUGCGGGCACAGAAUCUGACAACCAUGAUGAGAAGGAAAAGCAUCAAACUUUUGAACUUGAGAUAUUGGAAGCUAAUGAGAGGAAAGUUGGCAAAGUUCGAUUCAAGCCAAUAAACAAUGGAAAUCCUCAAUUGGAGGCCAAAGGCCUGAGCCGUUUGCUCUCCGCAAAAGUUGUGAAGAGGAAGAAACAUGCAGAAACAGAUCCAGAUAGCAAGAGCACCGUGCCCAUCGAAGAAACAGUUGAAGAGGACAGGCACUCAGAUCGACUCUCGAUAUUGGAAAAGUCCAACUGUAAUGCUACAAUUGAGAAAGAUGAUUAUGCAAGUAGUAGUCAACAGUAAAUAUAACAAGCUUCCAGCUUUUCUUUCCAUGUCCAUUCUUUCUUACUGCACUAAUAAGAGAAGAUUUAGCGAACACUGUAAAACGGGAUUCAGAGAUGCUGGGGGGCGACCAUGGGCAGCAUGUAGAAUUUGUUUCACAGGUGAAGUGAUGCGGUGUCCUUCAUACCAUAGGAUACCUUUGUAGAGCGAGGUUUCACAGUUCUGGAAAUCAAUGGAGCUGGAAACAUUUUGGUGUGCGGUAUGGUAUAGGGAUGACAAUGAAUUGAUGUAGAGUAUAGGGUUCGGAUGAGAGAACCCCUUUUUUGUGUUGCUGCUUGCAGCGGUUUCUUGGACUUAAAUGUGGACGUUCCCCUUAGCAGUAUGUUCUUUUGAUUCAUUGUAGCUGCUUAAACUGCUCUUGCAAGAGAGCAACCAAGAAUGGAUGAGAGGAUGAUCGUCAGUUUUACUACUGUUCUUGUGUUUUCCCAUAGCUAUGGGUCCGAAACCGAACUGAAUGUAGACGAUGGCUUUUUGUUUAGCAUGUGGCGUUUUCUGUGGUCCCACGUGCAAGAGAUAUACUUUUUGAUUGGGGUU